AUAUAUAUAUAUAUGCACACUGACAUAAGCUUAACGUGUUUUAUGUUGAUAAUGUUCUCUCUUUUUACAUUCAGUCUAAAAAGUAUGUUCGACAGUCCUCAAUUCAAGGAGAACCUAUCAUCCUUCCAGAAACUUCUUGCAGAAGGAGUUAUUGAUAACUCAUUGUCUGGCGUGAAAGCAGAAGAUUGUAUAACUUUGAAGAAACUUGCUUUAUGCAAUUUGACAAAAUCGAAGUGGGUGGAACAAUAUAAUUUACUUAAGGAUGUAAAAGGAAAAAAUUUUAUCUAUGGUUCUGAAGCGGCAGGAGGACUCAGUGCAGUUGUAACUGGUCAUUCAGUUAACCUAAAAAGAUCAAGAGAUGGACAGCAUCAAAAGUUUUCAGGAUCAAAAACUAUGAUGAAGAACCCCCGAAGGGUGAUAAUCAAGUCAAGCAACGAACAGAAGGAACCAAUAAAUAGUGAUGGUUGUUGCUUCAGUCCAAGAAACUGAUUUUCCUCGCCAAAUGAUAACGG
This is a messenger RNA of Olea europaea var. sylvestris, 512 nucleotides long. Its product is annotated as GATA transcription factor 26-like. The transcript is spliced from 3 exons. The coding region runs from base 13 to 489 and encodes 158 amino acids. NCBI's taxonomy places the organism in Eukaryota, Viridiplantae, Streptophyta, Magnoliopsida, Lamiales, Oleaceae. The record is from RefSeq and is a predicted model, not a curated record.